Messenger RNA from Linum tenue, 391 nucleotides. Lineage: Eukaryota; Viridiplantae; Streptophyta; Magnoliopsida; Malpighiales; Linaceae. The record is from the annotation of a GenBank genome assembly.
CAAGGUCUUCGCGCCUUAUCUUCUUUAUCGAUUAAAAUCUACCAGAUUUUGUGUCAAUGACGAAGAAGAGUCUUGCAGGCGUUCAAAGUUUCCAGUUCGGAUAUAAGGAAGAAGGUUAAUUUCUCAGACUUGUCGUCUAAUUUUGACGCGCUGCAGAUGGGCGGAUGAUAAGGCACGCACAGAUGAACAGUCGCCAUCCAUCGUCACGACUCUCAAUCAUGGAGAUCUAAGCUAUAACCGCGGUCUUCUAAAAUCUGAAUCGAGGCUACCUGUCAAGAAGUGCAACAGUAUGGCAAUGAGGGAAGAAUUGGAAGAGAAGAGAAAUUACAACAGUAUGGGGGCACAACUAGUGCAUGUCCAAGGUGAGCAUCUCAAUUCUCAGCUCCCCUGA